Messenger RNA from Alligator sinensis (Chinese alligator), 9308 nucleotides. It is a transcript of the gene RAPGEF6, whose product is annotated as Rap guanine nucleotide exchange factor 6. Gene Ontology annotation, molecular function: guanyl-nucleotide exchange factor activity; protein binding. The record is from RefSeq and is a predicted model, not a curated record. Lineage: Eukaryota; Metazoa; Chordata; Crocodylia; Alligatoridae. Gene Ontology annotation, biological process: small GTPase-mediated signal transduction; positive regulation of ERK1 and ERK2 cascade. The coding region runs from base 65 to 5101 and encodes 1678 amino acids. The transcript is spliced from 32 exons.
GGGGAUGGCGGGGCCCGCGGCGCGGAGCGGCUGAGCCCAGCCCCGGAUCUGCCGGCGGCCCAGGAUGGGCUCCGCCGUGGACCCCAAGGUCCAACAGGCCCUGCGGAAGAAGCCCCCGGAGCGGAGCCGCGAGGACUUAAAUAUUAUCUAUACUUAUCUUCAUGGAAUGGACAUAUUGUCACAUCUCAGGGAACAUCAGCUAAGAAUAAUGUCUUCAAGUGCCCGCUAUGAAAGAUACAAGGGAAACCAAGUUCUCUUUUGCUCAGAAACAAUCGCCAGAUGUUGGUACAUUCUUCUUUCCGGAUCUGUGCUUAUGAAGGACUCCAUGUUUUUACCACCAUGCAGUUUUGGCAAGCAGUCUGGAGGAAAGCGAGGAUGCGAGUGUAUUGUACUGGAGCCUUCUGAAAUGAUUGUGGUGGAGAACUCCAAAGACAAUGAAGAAAAUAUCUUACAAAGAGAAGUUCCCAUCAGACAGUCUCGGCGAAGGUUCAGGAAGAUUAAUCAACGGGGAGAACGCCAGACCAUCACUGACCAUGUGGAUGCUAGCAGUUAUCUUUCGCUUCCAGCAGAUCUUACCAAGAUGCAGAUUGCAGACAAUCCACAUCCACAGGUGACUCAUGUCCCUUCCAGCCAGUCUGGAUGUAGCAUUGCCAGUGACUCUGGGAGCAGCAGCUUGUCUGAUAUAUAUCAGGCUACAGAAAGUGAGAUGGGAGAUGUAGAUUUAACAGGCCUCCCAGAAGCACCUGUGGACUCUGAAGAUGAAGAGGAGGAGGAAGAUGAAGAUAUAGACAGAACUUCAGAUCCAUUACUGGGGCGAGACGUUGUACGAGAGUGCCUUGAAAAAGAACCUGCAGAUAAAACGGAUGAUGACAUUGAGCAAUUACUGGAAUUUAUGCAUCAGCUCCCAGCUUUUGCAAACAUGACCAUGUCUGUGAGAAGAGAGCUUUGUUCAGUUAUGAUAUUUGAAGUGGUAGAACAAGCAGGAGCCAUCAUACUUGAAGACGGACAAGAACUUGAUUCUUGGUAUGUUAUUUUAAAUGGCACUGUGGAGAUCAGCUAUCCAGAUGGGAAAACUGAAAAUCUCUGUAUGGGAAAUAGUUUUGGGAUUACUCCUUCUCUGGAAAAACAGUAUAUGAAUGGAGUGGUUAGAACCAAAGUAGAUGACUGUCAGUUUGUAUGCAUAGCCCAGCAAGAUUAUUGGCGCAUUCUGAACCAUGUGGAAAAAAACACUCAUAAAGUUGAGGAAGAAGGAGAAAUUGUUAUGGUAAAGGAGCACAGAGAGCUGGAUCGCAGUGGAACCAGGAAAGGACACAUAGUUAUUAAGGCAACACCUGAGCGACUCAUCACACAUUUAAUAGAAGAGCAUUCCAUCGUUGAUCCAACAUAUAUAGAAGACUUCCUUUUAACAUACAGAACAUUUCUCUCAAGCCCCUUGGAAGUUGGGGAUAAGCUCUUGGAGUGGUUUAAAGUAGAUAGCCUCAGGGAUAAGGUUACCAGAGUGGUCUUAUUGUGGGUAAACAAUCAUUUUAAUGAUUUUGAAGGAGAUCCUGCUAUGACACGUUUUCUGGAAGAAUUUGAAAAAAACUUGGAAAAUACGAAAAUGAAGGGGCACCUCAGGUUGUUGAAUAUUGCUUGUGCUGCCAAGGCAAAAUGGAGGCAGAUUACCCUGCAGAAGGCUUCCAGAGACUCGCCUCUGUAUUUCAGCCUCCUGGGAGGAAGUGAGAAGGGUUUUGGUAUAUUUGUAGAGACUGUAGAAACAGGCAGCAAAGCAGCAGAAGUUGGGCUGAAGCGUGGCGAUCAGAUAAUGGAAGUAAAUGGGCAGAACUUUGAGAACAUUACGUUUGUGAAAGCCCUUGAAAUCUUGAGGAACAAUACUCAUCUUUCCAUUACAGUAAAGACAAACAUUUUUGUGUUUAAGGAGCUGCUUAGCCGGAUAGGCCAGGAGAAAAACGGAGUCCCACAUAUUCCAAAAAUUGCAGAAAAGAAAAAUAACCGUUACUCCAUCCCAGAUAUGCCAGGAGACAUGGAACAGAUAUUUCCACGUGAGAAAGGAAACAAGAAAAUGAAAGCAAACACUGUAUCUGGUGGAAGAAAUAGGAUCAAGAAAAUUUUAGACAAGACUCGUUUCAGCAUUUUGCCCCCAAAACUAUUUAGUGAUGGCAGUGUAAGUCAAUCCCAGGAUGACAGCAUUGUUGGAACAAGGCAGUGCAGACACAGCCUGGCCAUCAUGCCUAUCCCUGGAACGCUUUCAUCCAGCAGCCCGGACCUUUUGCAGCCUACAACCAGCAUUCUUGAUUUUUCUAAUCCUUCAGCGGUUGGUUUUUACUAUAUUCCAGAUCAAGUUAUUAGAGUUUUCAAAGCAGAUCAACAGAGUUGUUACAUUAUCAUCAGCAAAGACACUACAGCGAAAGAAGUUGUGAGUCAUGCUGUGCAUGAAUUCAACUUGACGGGUGCGUCAGAGACCUACUCUCUCUGCGAGGUGUCUGUUAGUCCUGAGGGAGUCAUCAAACAAAGAAGGCUUCCAGAUCAGUUCUCAAAAUUAGCAGACAGGAUUCAGCUCAAUGGAAGGUAUUAUCUGAAAAACAAUAUGGAAACAGAGACCUUAUGCUCAGAUGAAGAUGCCCAAGAGCUGCUCAGAGAGAGCCAAAUAUCUCUUCUUCAGCUGAGCACCAUUGAAGUGGCAACUCAGCUUUCAAUGAGAGACUUUGAAUUAUUUCGCAACAUUGAGCCUACUGAAUACAUUGAUGACCUUUUUAAGCUGGACUCAAAAACAGGAAAUGCUCACCUGAAACAAUUUGAGGAUGUCAUUAACCAAGAGACAUUUUGGGUUGCCACAGAAAUUUUAUUAGAGCCCAACCAGCUCAAAAGAAUGAAAAUUAUUAAACAUUUCAUUAAAAUUGCCCUCCACUGUCGAGAAUGCAAGAACUUCAAUUCCAUGUUUGCAGUUAUAAGUGGGCUAAAUCUGGCAUCGGUAGCACGACUCAGAGGUACCUGGGAAAAAUUACCUAGCAAGUAUGAAAAGCAUUUCAGAGACCUUCAGGAUCUUUUUGAUCCAUCUAGAAACAUGGCAAAAUAUCGCAAUAUUCUUAGCAGUCAGAGCAUGCAGCCUCCAAUUAUUCCACUCUUCCCCGUUGUCAAGAAGGAUAUUACAUUUCUACAUGAAGGAAAUGAUUCCAAAGUGGAUGGCCUGGUAAAUUUUGAGAAACUCAGAAUGAUUGCCAAAGAAAUCCGGCAAGUUAUCAGAAUGACCUCUGCUAACAUGGAUCCGGCUGUAAUGUUCAGGCAAAGGAAGAAGAGGUGGAGGAGUUUGGGGCAGACUAUGCAUGUUUCAGGGCUUGACAGCAGGUGCCACCAACAUAGAGCAAGGUCUCUGAGCCAGGGCAGCACAAACUCAAAUAUGCUCGAUGUUCAAGGAGGUGCUCACAAAAAACGUGCCCGACGCAGUUCGCUCCUUAAUGCCAAGAAGCUAUAUGAGGAUGCCCAGAUGGCCAGAAAGGUGAAGCAGUACCUGUCCAACCUGAAUGUAGAAACUGAUGAGGAAAAAUUCCAGAUCAUGUCACUUCAGUGCGAGCCUGCAUAUAGCACUUUGACAAAGAAUUUAAGUGAGAGAAGAGGUGGGAAAUCCUCAGAAAUGUCUCCAGUACCCUUGAGGUCAGUUGGCCAAACCACAAAAGUUCAGCAGCAUCAGCAAAACAGAAUGAGCCAAGUUCUUCAAGUUCCUGCUGUUAAUUUGUAUCCCAUUAGAAAAAAGGGACCAGCAAAGGACCACGUCACUUUUAAUACAGGUUCUCCUCAGAAGUCAUUAAGUUUGUCGGAGGAAGUAAGUAAGAAACCAGCAGAAGAUGCUGUGUCUAUGGCAUCUUCUUUGCACUCCAGUCCUCUUGCAUCUCCUCAGGGCUCUCCACGCAAAGUUGGUAACAUCCAGAGGUCUGAUAAUUGCAGUCAGAUGAAUCUUUCUGGAUCCUCUUCAUCGCUUGCCAGUGAAACCAGUAACAAGAACAGUGGGCAACGCAGCUAUGGAAUAGGCUAUGCUCUCAUACCUUCUGCCAAGUCAGAUAAUUUCUCAGACUCCAGCCACAGCGAGAUCUCCUCACGGUCCAGCAUAGUGAGCAACUGCUCUGUCGACUCCAUGUCUGCAGCCCUCCAGGACGAGAGGGGUUUGCCCCAGUCUCUUAGUGUCGUGGAUUCAGUGGGAACAGAAAGAAAAGAACAUCCUCCACCAUCGGCUGAGUACAGUCAGCCUUGCCCAGGUUGGCCCUUCCCUAGACCGGCUAUAAUCAGAGGAUUGGCUGUCACAUCGUCCAUGAGCAAUGAGGAGAUCUCCCAUGAACAUAUUACAAUAGAAGCAGCAGACAGUGGCCGUGGAAGCUGGACUUCAUGUUCAAGUAGUUCUCAUGAUAACUUCCAGAAUAUCCAAAUUCAGAAAAGCUGGGAUCUCUUGAAUUCUUACCGCCACACUCACUUGGAUGGACCUAUUGCUGAAGUAGAACCCACAAACUGUUACCCUGAAGAGGCGUAUUUGUAUUCCGAAGCCUUUUCCAAAAAUAAUAGGCAGUCCAAAACCAGCGUGGAAUUGGAUCAGUCUCGGCAGAGCUGGGCCUCCUCUAGCUCUCUGUCAGACACGUAUGAAACAAACUAUGGGACGAUUAAACGGAGAGGGCUGGAGAACUCAACAAUGGAGCAGACUGAGAUUUUGGACUCUAAACCAGGCACUGAUGCAACUUAUAAAACUGUUACUUCUAGUACAGAAAAGGGCCUAAUAGUGUACUGUGUCACCUCACCUAAGAAGGACGAUAGGUAUAGGGAGCCACCGCCCACCCCUCCGGGAUAUAUGGGGAUUUCUUUAGCGGACAUAAAGGAAGGAUCGCCCCACCACCCACACUUAAAACCUCCAGACUAUAGUGUGGCAGUGCAGAGGUCAAAGAUGCUACAUAGUGACCUCCCUAGACUUUCAUCAGCUUCUCUCAGUAGUGAACCAGUGGCCUGUAUUUCAUCGAAGAUGCCUCAGUGGCAUACCCGGCAGCCGUCCCAUCCUAAACUAACAGAUAUGACUGACGCAGAUAGUGAAGAGGAUGAAGAUGAACAAGUAUCAGCAGUCUAAUCAUACGGAUUUCUGUGUAAACCACUUCAAAUCACAGGGGACAUGGGAAGAAGGACCAUAUGAUUCUGUUAGCUUGUGCUAACAACUUGCUGCUACUAACCUCAAAGGUUGUAUAAGCCUCUGUCAUGGACAAGAUGAACCUGGCUGGAUCAUACAUCUUUAACUUACUUCAGUGUACCACAGUCUAAGAAAACAAUUCAUGUCUGCGAGAGAGAGAACAGUUUCCAAGGGGAGUAGUGACUGUCUACGUACUGAACAUCAGUAUCCUGAAAAGGACCAGUUUUAACACAUUUGGGACCACCAAUUGUCAAGAACCACUUGAAACUUGGGAGCAUUAUUCUAUAUAAUACCAUAUAAUCCUUUGGUAGAUUUCUGUCAUAAUUAUUUUCUACCUGAUCAUUAUAAUUGUAAAUUGGAGAGUGUUAUUUUAUGUACUUAUUAAAAAAAAAAAAAAAACCAUCAAAAUUUCAGCAAAAUCAAGGACACUGCUGCAGUAUAUGAAAAGUAAUUUAUUGGUCUGUAGUUUUUAGAGGGAUUUUCUUUUAUCUGUGCUGGGAAUGCUCUGGCUGGCUAAUGUGAACACGUAAAAGAAAAUUGGAGACUUCACAACAGACGCAUAAACCCUGGAGCCUACACAACGCAACGUUAGUUUAUUCAGAAAUACCCGGAUUUUGUGGUGUGCACUAGAUGUAAAUACGAUGAAAACCCGAAUACAGCAAUGAAACACUGCCAUCUGUUGGUACUGCCUUAAAAAUCUGUAAAAUACCGAUGAAAGCCUUUAAUGAUCAGGCUGCAGAGAAAGUCACAGGAGUUCAUCACUGCAUUCUCCCCAGAGUAAAGGUUUGAAAUAGGGAGGCUGCAGUUUCUGUGGAGGUAUUGAGUAUAUUCGAAAGUCUCCAAGCAGAAUUGCACCCAACUUUUUGAAUUGCAGAGUGCAGCAUAAGAAACGCAUUGGUAGUCACCAAAAGGAAAAGUAGUGUGCAGCAGGCUCAGGAACAUUUGAUAUUUUUAUACUCGUACCAAAAAAAUUACACAGAAAUAAGUUGUUUCUGCUUCCGUUAUGGAGUAAACCCCAGGGUUGCAUAGGCGUUAAAGUAAUGGGGGAGGGAAGUCUCCAGUCUGGUCUGCAGGGCUGGUAUUGCUCUUGUUCGCGGGUGAAAUACAACAUACAACUGAUUCUGCAAACGUAGUGUUCACUGAAAUCUAUGAGAGCUUUGAUUUCAGCGGGGCCAGUACUCAGCCACAGUGAUCUUGUACAAUUAGGAUAAACUCCCUGGCUUUCUUCAUUUUUACUUAGCCAAUCAGAGUACAUGGGGUAAAACUGGAAAUACUUGCAUUUCCUUUCAGUCUGGCACAUGGUGGCCCAAUCAGCUGUUAAAACUGGACAUAAAUGUGUGAAUAUGUACUUUAACAUUCUCAUUGUAAAUCGUAAUGGUGAUGUUUACAAUCUAAGCUAGAAAGAAGAUGUUCGUCAUUUUUACAGGUGCCUCAAAGAAAUUGUUUCUGUAUCUAAAUUGUGAAGAGCUUUAAGAUUUUUUUUUUUUUUUUUUUGGUCUCCUCUUUUCUUUUCCCCCCUACUCCUUUCCUGGUGCAGAACGAAUGCAGCAUUUUCUAAAAAUGACACAAGUACCAAAAACAACCAAAAGCCUUUGACGUGCAUUGCCCAUAUCAACUCGGGGUUGAUGUUAGCUAACACAGGAAUGUGUUCGAUCAAGCUUAUAUUUGUCUUCAUAUUUGUGCCAGUUGAAAUAUUAUCCUAUGGCUGGAACAUACCUUAGAUUGAUUCUUGUAUCCUGAAGUCAUAAAUUAGUCACAAGCACUAAUUUGAAAAAGGGGAUGCCUAAUUCAUAAUUAAUUGUUUGACUGCGUGUUAAUUUUGGGUCUGAGCAUCUGAGGAAGGAAUAGCUGAAAAAAAUCCUUUUGAAAAGCAGAUUACCCAUUUCCGUUCAGCCUUCUCAAGGCCUUAAUGAAUGCAGUAGACUUGUGCAGGCCUUAAUGAAUCAAGAUUAAUAAACAUGUCAAAAUGAUCCAAGGAAAAACUAUUCUGUUCAGUAUCUGUAAAGUUGAUAUCGAAGUCCUUAAAAUUAUCUUUUUUGGGCUAUAAAUUGCAAAUUCUAGUAAUCCUACAGUAAACUGUAGUCAAUUGUUAACGUCUCAGUGUUGUGCACAAUAGGCUUAACGUUUAAUCAGAAAAUCAUGUGUUUUGUGCCAGAUAAAUUAAGGUUUCAGUGACUUCAGCUAUUGAUAUGUAGUUUAUUUCAGCCUGUUAAGCCAAAAGGAGUAAAGGUUUGUUCUUGAGGUGACCACCUGUCUUUCAGAGGGGCUGAUACUACUUCUUCUACUGAUGUCGGUGGCAAAACUCCCAGUGACUUCAGUGGGAGCAGCAUGGAGGCCCUCAUCUGGUAUCCAUUAAGCCAGCCAUUUGCUAUCAUUUACUCAUUUAAACUUGGUGUUUGCACAUCAACAGCAUCAGCCUCUUCAGCAGUAAUUGUCAGGACAUUGCUUUUAAAGUGAGUGUGAAAGUCUUGCUUCAUCAGAGUUUCCUAAUAUACAGUACGUCUAGUGUAAAUAAAUCAUGCAUAAACUAUUGAUAAAUGAGCUACUUUUUCUGCUUCUUCUGACUUGCACAGUGUGGCUUGCCUCUGCUUGUCCUUGCUGUGAUUUUGUUUGUUUGAACUCAACUGAUCACAUUGAUCGGGGACAAUAGCCAAAUGUAGUACGUCUUGUGUGGGUUUGAAGAGACAUUAUCCCUUUUUUUUUUUAGUUUUGAAAAUUGAAUUAAGACACUGCUUAAUUCACAUUUUACUUUGUUCUGUUCAAGUGGUAUUUCAUGAAACCAUAAAGUGUGAGCAAAUAACCUGUGCUGCACUCCAUCCUCAUAUCACUUCUUUCCCUUUUCACAAUCCUGACCUCUGAGGAGCGCAAUGUCCUUCUCAUAUUUUUCUUCCCCUUACGCAAAUUAAUUUGCUUGCUGCUCCAGUAACUAUUUGUGUGCUUGUAACUGUUGUGAGGGCAAUGUUUACUGGUUGUGAUCUGAGACGCAUUGUAGCAUUUCAUUGUGUUUUUUAAAUCUCAAUCUUUCCAAGAAUUUACAAAGCCACGUAGUACCCUUAAGUGAAUUGGCCUCCACACAUUUGCAGAUGAAAUUAGGAAACUGAGCUUCUGAUGCACUCAUUUGCAUAUUGUGCAAGUACAGGGGACUAAAGGGGAAUUGCUUGGGAUAUUUGCUAUAUGCUUGUGUUAAGCUUUUUGUGGUAAGAAGAAUGGAACGACUGGCAAUCAUUGCAAGAUUGGGAAGAUGAGGCAUUUUCAUUGCUAAUCUGCUUAGCCCUUAGCUAUGGAAGUAGUGUGGCACGGCCCAUGAUGCUUCUUAUCUAGGAGAUGAUUACAGGGGGAGACAUGGCUUCCUUCUAACUCGUUACACAUCUUGAUUGUGUGAUGCUCUGAGUGUCAUCCUUGCCUAUUCAAAGCAUUGAGAGGUGGAUGUUGGCCAGGACUUCUUUGGACUGAGUCCAUGGAAACGUCCUUUGCUGAAGGAAUCUGUACGUUAGCAGCUCCCUCAAAGAUAAAUCUCUCUCUCUUUCUCUCUUUUUGCUCCUCCUCUAUCUCUGAAAUCACUUGAUUGCAGGCAACAAUGCAAAUGAAUGACUGUCAGUUUAAGCUUUUUCUAUACAUGCGUUAGAACUAGAUUUUUUAAAAAACUGUUCUUACCACUGCCUUCAGAAAAAACAGAGUAAAAAAGGGAUACUCUCUCUUUAGAAAACCUUUACACAUUGUAUUUAAAAUAUGUUGGGGCGUGGAGGGGGCGAGGGCAAAACCCUCUGGAUUUCACAGUUCAGCUUUAGCGUAUGUUGUGCUUUUUAUUGUUUUAUCUUUUUUUUUAUACCUGGAAUGCAGUUUAGCUUGGUAUUAAUGACAUUCUAAAUAUGUGAGCAUAUUGGCAAAAACUGCACAGAUGUAAUGAUAUUCCAAUAGCAAUUGUACUGCACAAGUCAGUGAUUGUAAAGUAUUCUGUAACAAGCAAUGUUUGUCUCCUAUUUUUUUAUACCUAUUACUAUUAUGUCUUUUAGAAAGACAGUGCCUCUGUAUGCUUUUUGUAUUUUUACUGAGUGAUUGUAAAUAUUUGUUAUAUUUUUGGUUAAGAGAAUGUUUAAAAGUCCUGUUUAUUAUCCAAUCUACUAAUAUGUUGGGAUCAAUAAACAAUCUA